AAUUAACAAUGCGGCAAUCACAACAAAUACAUUUUCACUUACUGAGGAUGGGAUUCAAGAGGAAUUUGGAGUAAAUCAUCUUCUCACCAAAUUAUUAUUGCCAAAAAUUAAAGUCUCACAACCAGCACGUAUCGUAAAUGUUAGUAGUCGCGCUCAUAAACGUGCUGAGGGAAUCGAAUUCGAAAAAUUAAAUGAUCCAAAUGCACAGAGCUCGAUGCAACGUUAUGCAUUCACAAAAGUUGUAAAUAUUUUAUUUAAUGACGAAUUAAAUAAACGACAUCUUGAAGGAGAACAAGUAUAUGCCAACACCCUUCAUCCAGGGGUCAUAGAUACCGAAGGGUUAAGGAGAAAUGAUUUCAAUGUACCAGAAACUGUUUUGUCUUCUGCAAUCUCACCUGAGGAUGGAGCUAUUACUACAUUAUAUUGUGCUACUAGUCCAGAAAUCGAAGAGAAAAAUUAUCGCGAAAGGUAUUUUGAACCAUUCGGUAUAGAAGGUGAAAAAUCUUCAUAUGCUAAAGACGAUGAUUUGGCUAAAAGACUUUGGGAAUUUACAGAGAAUUUGAUAAACGAAAAAUUAUCGCAAAAAUAA
Dentiscutata heterogama is the source of this 589-nucleotide messenger RNA. Lineage: Eukaryota; Fungi; Glomeromycota; Glomeromycetes; Diversisporales; Gigasporaceae. The record is from the annotation of a GenBank genome assembly.